AUGCAUCCCUCCGCGUUCAUAACCCUUCUAGUCGUAGGCAUCGCUAGCGCUGGUUCCUUGGACAGGCGCGACUCUUUUGACUGUGCUGGAAGCGGCUUGUGCGGCUCCGCGGUCAACUUUGUUCGGGACUGCGAUAUUGCCGUCAACACAGUUCUGAUCCGAAACGACGAUAUCAACUACGGCGCUGCCGGAAGCAACAAAGCGGACGGUGCGCAGCGUGGUCGCUGCAAGAUUUUUAUCGCUGGUCCUCGCGACUGCCAGCGAUCGGGGAACCAGAUGUGGCAGGAUUACCAGGAAAUUCGGGGACAUGGAUGUGCCCGUUGCGGCAGCAAGCAUUGGGGUCAGGAUAACGCCUGUCGAACAACGGUCAACUACGUUGCAUGA
Parascedosporium putredinis is the source of this 384-nucleotide messenger RNA. Lineage: Eukaryota; Fungi; Ascomycota; Sordariomycetes; Microascales; Microascaceae. The record is from the annotation of a GenBank genome assembly.